This is a messenger RNA of Aspergillus puulaauensis, 1575 nucleotides long. RefSeq names its product putative UDP-glucose dehydrogenase Ugd1 (gene ugd2). Gene Ontology annotation, biological process: glycosaminoglycan biosynthetic process. The record is from RefSeq and is a predicted model, not a curated record. The transcript is spliced from 4 exons. Gene Ontology annotation, cellular component: cytosol; nucleus. Lineage: Eukaryota; Fungi; Ascomycota; Eurotiomycetes; Eurotiales; Aspergillaceae. Bases 1 to 1575 code for a protein of 524 amino acids. Gene Ontology annotation, molecular function: NAD binding; UDP-glucose 6-dehydrogenase activity.
AUGCUGGUAUUAAUCCCCAUCGUCGUCGUCCUAGCCGGCAUCGCCCUGUUAUAUACGCACCGCCGGUAUAAAGCUUCCAAAUCGAAAGAGCCGUCCCGGGUUGUGGUCCAGGGGCAUACGUUUUCAGAGAGUGUUGAGCAGAAGCCAGCGACCGAUGUGAGAAAGACGGGGAAUAGGAUUGAUACUGUCCGGCAAUGCUGCGUUGUUGGUGCCGGGCGUGUAGGAGCUAUAACGGGGAUUGUCCUCGCGAUGCAGAAUCCAGACGUCCAGUUCUGCAUUGCUGAUAGUGACGAACGCAUGAUAAAGUCGUGGAACUCUGAUAGUUUGCCAUUGUACGAGCCUGGGAUAGAGGAGGUCCUUUUCGACGACCAGUCUCUCAGCGUGAGAGAAACCGAUGCUUCGACUAUGACUGAACAACCGGAUUCUAAUGGCAAAUAUACGUACACAAAUAUCGAGGUCGACUCCGUCCAGCGCCGCCGGAAUCUAUCUAACCUGACUUUCUCAACCAAUGUCCACGCCGCCGUUGCCGCGGCGGAACUGAUCUUCUUAUGUGUCGAGAUGGAGAGAAGCGGAUUUAACGAACCUCCAGUGACUCACACAUACCUAAAUCCCACCCUCCAGACAAUCGCCCACGCAUCAACAGGACACAAGAUCAUAGUGCAGCGCACAACAGCACCAUACGGAACGACGCAGUAUAUCAAGAACCACUUAAACCAAAUGUCCUCCCCAAACACAACAUACACAAUCCUCGCAAACCCAGACUUCACCCUCCCCGGCUCUACCCUCUCUGAUACAGUACACCCGCAACGCGUGAUAAUCGGGCACAUCUACACACCCGAGACAUCGACAGAGAGUAUAACAGCCUUGAAGAGACUGUACACCGCCUGGGUCCCGGAGGAGCGCCUCGUCACGAUGGACGCCUGGUCUGCGGAGCUGGGCCAGAUUGCGAGCAAGGCGUCGCUUGCGCAGCGGGUUGUGGAGGCUAAAACUGUGGGGAUGUUAUGUGCGAGGACUGAGGCGAGUGUCGGCAAUGUAGGGUGGAUGGUUGGGUGUGGUCUUGAUUGUGGGGGUGGGACUGGGAUUGGAUGGUUACGGAGUGAUGUACGGUGUUUUGUUGGUCUUGCUGGGGAGUUGGGGAUGGGAGAAGUGGAGAGUUAUUGGAGGGGGGUGUUGCGGAUGGAUGAGGUGUUGUAUAGGAGGGGUGUUGAGGGGUUGGUUAGAGGCUUACCAGAGGGUGGUAGGAAGGUUGCUGUUGUUGGUUUGGGGUGGGAUAUUGCAGCUAUUCUUACAGAGUUGAGGAGGUCUGGGGCUUCAGUCAGGGUGUGGGAUGGGUCUGCUUCGAAAGAGCAGGUUCAUGAUCUGCUUCAGGCUGUGGAUUCGGAGAUUACAGUAGCAGAUUCGUUAGAGGAUGCAUGUUUGGGAUGCAGUGCUGUGGUGGUUCAUGGCCAUUCGGGAAUUGAUCAUGGGGCAUGGCAGACAAUUGCUGAUCAGAUGGAGGAGCCAAAGAUGCUGUUGGAUACUGCGGGAGUGUUGGAUCGAGCAAGGGUACGGCAACUAGGGUUGAGGGUUCUGUGA